GCUAUCAAAGGCUUCUCUUCCGUCUGGAGGUCAGAUUAGGGAGAGGAUGAUUCUUACCAGAAUUUUCUUGGUCAUUUUGACCCUGGAUAGCGCAUAUCUUACUAUCAUUGUAAAUCCAUCACCAGUUGCAAAUGUGACAUAUGGAAAACCGCUGUUCUUCAGUUGUACAUUUUCACCACAAUGGAUAUCCUCAAGUCUUAAUAUUCUUGGUGAAACAGGCUUCAAAUUUGCUAUAUUUAAUGGAGGACCAUGUUCAGUUCCCUCUGAAAAGCAGACUUAUUACAGCGUAGACUGUCAUGGAGACACAAUUACUUACGGUGUACUGCAACCUAAAGACGGCCAAAUAUGGCGCUGCACUUCCAGUGAUUCCGCAAAAGUCAAAGAACAUGGCAACAUAACAGUCAGUCUGCAACCAGAUCCACCCGUUAUAGCGAUACAGAACAGUGCCUACAGAAUCAGAGAGGGUUCUAACUUUUCAACCCCGUGCACAUUCAGCGGUGCACCCAUCUUUAAUGCCACAUGGGAACACAGCACUGGUGUAACACACUGGUCAAAUAAAAACCAACCACUGAUAUUAAGUUUCAACAAUAUCUCUAGAUCAGCUUCAGGAAAUUAUACCUGUAACGUCACUGUUAUCUUUAAGGGAAACUACACCGCCACGAAAACAAUCAGCCUGGUCGUGGAGUAUCCACCCACACUGAAAGCAAGCAAUGACACCACCACGAAUGAAGGAGCGAGUGUUGUAACGUUUACCUGCGAGAUCUCUGAGGAUGGACUUCCCAGAAACUACAGUGAACUAUAUUGGCAACACUGGAUAGGAAAAAAGAUGAUUAGAGAACUACAUUCCGACAACUCUUUGAACCCCUCCAGCACAAGAUAUACUUUGUCCUUAACAUCGGUUACCUAUAAUGACUCCGGAAGCUAUGUAUGUUUGUUGGGAAAUGGUAUUGCUAAUUUGAAAGGAGAAAUAAAUCAGACUGCAAUGGUAGAUCUGGUUGUACAAGCGAAACCAAGGAUCCUCCAUUCAAAACCUGAAUAUCAUUGUAAAGUUGGAAAGAAUUGUAGUUUACAAUUUGAAAUUAUUGGACAUCCAGCUGUUCAUUCUUCAAUUAUUGUCAAAGAGGGAGAAGCUACUCAUCAGUUUAGAAAAGAAGAUACAAAACGCUCAGUUGCUGUCGACAUUUAUGACACAGAAGUCAAUAUGGAUGGGACUGUGGUGGAAAUGGAUUUUGAUAAAAUAAAGAAUAGGUUCAGAACAACCUACCAGUUAAUUGCUGAAAAUUCCAUGGGAAGAGCCACACACACAUUCUUGAUUGAGGGACACGAAUUUCCAAGUGAACCUUUCCAUAUUCAUUUCAAAGAAUUUGAAUCCUCUGCUCUUCUAGAGUGGUCCGCUCUUACUCCAGAUUUGGACAUGACAUACGAAGUUAUUUUUAAAAAGUCCUCUAGGGAAUUUGAUGUUGAACGCAUUGAAGGAAAUAAUUCUAGGAUGUAUGAACACAAAUUGACAGAUUUGGAUUCAAAUUCUAUUUACAUUCUUCAGUUAUGUACAACAAACGCCAUUGGUAAAAACUGUAGUUCAACAUUUAAAAUUAAAAUGGGUGAACAGCAAUCAAUGUCCUCAAAAGUUUUAGCCAAUGAAAUGUCGAUGUCAGAGACUACCUUGAUUGUCAUCGUUAUCAUUGGCGCUAUCGGGCUCCUAUCCAUCCUUGUUUUUAUUCUGAUUGUCAGAAAACGAAAAUUGAAAAAUAGAAGCUCAAGUCUUCUUUCCCUUGAAAGGUAUAAUGAGUCAGAGGGGAGAAAUAGCUAUUCUACACAAAAGAUGACCAAUGACCUAGACGCAUCAGGAAGUAACGGUGAUAGUUUGACCCGUUCUCCUGAAACCUAUCUGACGCCACAAUGGAUGACCGAAUCGUCUUUACGUCAAAUGAGAUCAGAGGGGAAUGAGUAUGCGAGUGUCGAUGAUCCUGCUAUCCUGAAACUGAACUCGCAGCGAAAGAAAGGUACAAAUAACGGAAAAUUCCAGUUAAAUGGUGGGUUCAUUACGAGUCCAGAACUCCCACGUCGAUCUUUUAACAACGUUGAUCCUCGAAGUGAUUACUUGACGAUGGACACUGAUUCAGAGGGUGCUUUUAAAUCACAAACAUCUCAAAGUGUGCAGAAUAAAAUAUACCAAAAACCUGUUGGCGAAGGUUUCGAAUUUACCCAGUACUUGACCAUGGGGGAGAAUGAGCAAGUAAACAUGGAAGUUCAGAGUGGUGGUUACAGUGAAGUGAACUAUCGGAAAAAGUCCGUACCAAAGUGAUGUCGCUUCUGGUUUUACAUGUACGUUAGUGAAAUAGUUCUGUCUUUUUGGCUAAUUAAAUUGUAGACUGCGUAGAAAAUAAAUAUGCCAACAAAACAUUUUUUGUUUGUGUACAGCAAGUUUAUUUUCACAUUAUGUCGUCUUAUAAUCCAUAAUUGAUGACAACAUCGACAGAGACUGAACUUUUCGUUUAAAAAGAAGUUUAGAUACCAGUUAUUUAAAAUACGUAUAGAAAAUUCCAAUCUUUGAAAGAUGGGGAAAAUUGCAUUUAUUUAUGUAAAAAAAAAAUGUUUACAUUGGAGCCUUGCUAUUUACAAAAUGUACUUAACGUCUUUUAAAGAUGAAAAUGUAAAACAACAUGCAAUGCUGUGUUAAUAUGAAAACAGAUACAGCAAUAUAAUAUAUGCUCUACCAUCAGAUAUAAAAUUACAAUGUAUGAUGUAAAUAUUAAUAAUGAUAACAUGUGAAGUUGUGAAGUUAUUUUUUUUUAAAGCGUGUCUGUAUUUCUUUUUAUAAACUUUAUUCUAAUGUAGUUUCUCCUUUUUUGAAAA
Messenger RNA from Saccostrea echinata, 2856 nucleotides. Its product is annotated as titin-like. Gene Ontology annotation, biological process: cell-cell adhesion. Gene Ontology annotation, molecular function: cell adhesion molecule binding. Bases 47 to 2305 code for a protein of 752 amino acids. The transcript has 20 exons. Gene Ontology annotation, cellular component: cell-cell junction. NCBI's taxonomy places the organism in Eukaryota, Metazoa, Mollusca, Bivalvia, Ostreida, Ostreidae. The record is from RefSeq and is a predicted model, not a curated record.